Melampsora larici-populina 98AG31 is the source of this 381-nucleotide messenger RNA. RefSeq lists its product as uncharacterized. The record is from RefSeq and is a predicted model, not a curated record. The coding region runs from base 1 to 381 and encodes 126 amino acids. The transcript has 4 exons. Lineage: Eukaryota; Fungi; Basidiomycota; Pucciniomycetes; Pucciniales; Melampsoraceae.
AUGGAAUCAGAUGAGGAAGAAGAUAUCAAACACAAGCAUCUUGCUUAUUCCCAACAGUUGGAAAACUGCUUUGCCCUUCCAUCAGAUGGGGAAGAUGAAGAACCGCGGAAGGCUGCCUCCUUAUUUGAUGGUAUCAUGUCUCCCGACGAGUUGGAAGACAUGAUUGCUUUUGGUGUUAAUGAAGACGACACCGAAGGCGAAGAGGAAGAUGUUCCUUUGGCUACUCUCCCCCUUCCAUCAUUGCCGGAAGAGUUGGUGAAAGAGGCGGGAGAAGCAGACAAGGACCAGUGGGAAAUGGUAGAAGAAGAAGUGAUGCUACCAAAAAAAAUCAAGCUGAAGCUGAAAGGUUUAAAUGCACCUGAGUGUUUAACGAACAACUAG